CUCACCUGGUCACUUCUUUUCACAAAGGUCACUGAAAUCAUGGCUGCUGUUUGGCUUCUGCUUGUUCUGGUGCAUGCAGUCUUGAUCAAAAGAGGCCUUUGUUUCCCAGCUGGUGCUACACAAGAUGAAUAUAGAGUUUGGCCUAAUAACGGCAGUGUACCAGGUCAACUGGCAACAAAUGCAGGCACCAGUCACCAGGGAGAGCAGACCUACAACAUGAGUAUGAGCCAGGUUCCUCAGAGUGCUGAGAGCGCUAACCCGAGCCAUCGGAACACCGUGAGCCAGAGCCAACGGACUGCAGAGAAUCUUAACCUGAGACAUCAGAACCCAGUAAGCCAACAAAGUGCCCAGAAUGUGAACCAGGUUUUCCAGAGUACUGAGAAUGUGAGCCAGAGCCAACAGCAUGACAAGACCGUUAAUCCGAGCCAUCAAAAUGCCGUAAGCCAACAUGUUAACACGAGCCAUCAGAACAGUGUUAGUCAAACCCAACAGAGUGCAGACAUUGACCUGAAUCAUCAGGACUCUGUGAGCCAGGUACCCCAGCGUUCCCAGAAUGUUAACCUGAGCCAGAGCCAACAGAGUACCCAGAUUGUUAACUCGAGUCGACAUGUCAACGUGAGCCAGGUUCCUCAGAGUGCUGAGAGCGUUAACCAGAGCCAGAGUGCCCAGAAUGUUAACCCGAACCCUCAGGACGCUGUGAACCAGGUUUCCCCAGAAUGUAAACCAAAGCCAACAGAGUACCCAGAAUAUUAACCCGAGCCAACAUGUCAACGUGAGCCAUCAGAAGACUGUGAGCCAGGUUCCUCAGAGUGCUGAAGGCUUUAACCCGAACCAUCAGGAUGCUGUGAACCAGGUUCCCCAGAAUGUUAACCAAAGCCAUCAGAACACUGUGAGCCAGAGCCAAGAGGGUGCCAAGACUGUUAACCCGAGCAAACUUGUCAAUGUGAGCAAUCAGAACGCUGUGAGCCAAAGCCCUCAGAGUGCAAACGACGUUACCCUGAACCAUCAGGAAGCUGUGAACCAGAAUGUUAAC
Corythoichthys intestinalis (scribbled pipefish) is the source of this 1033-nucleotide messenger RNA. RefSeq lists its product as uncharacterized. Lineage: Eukaryota; Metazoa; Chordata; Actinopteri; Syngnathiformes; Syngnathidae. Bases 40 to 753 code for a protein of 237 amino acids. The record is from RefSeq and is a predicted model, not a curated record. The transcript has 3 exons.